CUACUCUGCCACGGAGAGGGAGAGAGUAGGGAGAAAGAAGAGGAGCCGAGAGACAAUUUUUAAAGAUCGUUACAAUACAAACGCGUCUUCACUUCUUUAGGAUAUAGAAUAGGAAAUCAUGUUCUAAAUCUUCAGAGUACGUGGGAGAGAGAUUCGAUCCUGAUAGCUUUCUGUAUGGUUAAACACAGUUCCAAAAGGGUUCCACAUCUAAGGUGAAACUAUUGGCUUCCAGAGUUUGCUGGCUGUUCUGUUGCCUUGGAGAUUACUGUAAAGUCGGGCGCUGCUGUGACUCAUCUGAGGGAUCUGAUUACACAGUGGUCUUUUUGGUCUCCUGUCCAGAGGCAUGGCUAUUAAGCGUGGAGCCUCAUUAACCAUCUGAAGCUGCAGCCAGGUAGCCUACCUACUGUCACUGGACUGAUGGGGUUAUAAUGAAGCUGUAGAUCCCUCACCCCUCUCUCUGGAAUGGUGGCUCACUAAGGAUCAAAUAGCCACCAGCUGGACAAUGGGAAUGGCCACGCCCCUCUACAAGCUGCGUUGCUUCCUGCGGCGAGCUCACAUGCUCCUCCUCUUCUUGGGUAUCGCCUACCUGAUGGCAGGGAGCAUUCUGCUGCUGCAGCGCUCCAGCCUGACCCUGAGGACCACCCAGCCACCAGGCAGCGCCAGCCUCUCUUCUCUCAUGGCACUGCCAGCACCUCCCACAGCCGUGAGGGCUGCCCCCGGCCUGGACAUGAGGGCGCGCUCCAGAUGGGCAGCCCCCCAGGGCAUGUUGGGUGGUGGAAUGGGCAUCAAGAUGGGGCGGCACUGGCCCACAUCCCGGCACCUGAGGGUCCAACAUCUGCACCGCCGCUGGUUCCACGGUCUGAUGCCAGACACACAGGAGCAGAGGGGUCCCCUACAAAGCAAUACCAGGCACAAAGGAACCUACAUGGGUUGCUUCAUGCAUGAUGCCAAUGAUCAAGCCCUGGGGGGAACCGUGUUGUAUGACCUGCGCAAAAUGACCAGCUCUUUGUGUCAAGACACCUGCUCAGAAAGUGGGUACCGAUUUGCAGGUCUGGAGUACGGAGCAGAAUGUCACUGUGGUAACCACAUCAGCAGCUCGCGGUCCCAGGAGGAGGACUGUAGCCUAGUCUGCAGGGGGGAGAGGGGCGAGAGAGGAGUCCCCUGUGGGGGUGUGGGGCGCCUCUCCAUCUACAAGGUGGAGGAACAGCUCCCAGGACAGAGGAAAUUCAGAAACGUCCGCUACGGUGGCUGCUUCAAGGUUCCAAAGAACACCACCAACACCUUCCCUGUCUACUCCUUUCAACCAAACUCCACUUCACAGACCUGCAUCGAGACCUGCACAGAUAAGGAGCUCCCACUGGCUGUGUUGAGGAAGCCACAUUGUUACUGCGUCUGGGCCUCGUUUCUGUUUAGACUGAGUCAACGUCUGCCACUGGACCAGCCAUGUCUGGAGACUAAUGGCACAGAACACACUGAUGCCUCCAUCUCCACUUCCCCGUCUGACCAAGACUACUACCAGAUCUACCAGACACCUGUACUUGACUCUAGGUGCAAAGAGAGGACAUUUCUGCCUGAGAGGUCUACCUCCCUGGUGGCUCUCUCCAGCUUCCCCGGAGCUGGCAACACCUGGGUACGCCACCUGAUUGAGCUCGUUACGGGCUACUACACUGGCAGCUUCUACUUCGAUAGCGCGCUUUACAAUAGAGGUUUCAAAGGGGAGAAGGACUACUGGAAGAGUGGGCGUAGCAUCUGUGUUAAGACACAUGAGAGUGGUCAGAGAGAAAUAGAGAUGUUUGACUCUGCCAUCCUGCUGAUCCGGAACCCUUACCGUUCCCUCAUGGCAGAGUUCAACCGGAAGUGUGCUGGACACCUGGGCUAUGCCACAGACGCACAGUGGAGGAGCAAAGAAUGGCCAGAGUUUGUUGACAGCUACGCCCCCUGGUGGGCGUCCCACGCUCUGAGCUGGCUGCAGUUUGGCCGUCGCCUGCUGGUGGUACACUACGAGGACCUGCAGAGGGCGCUCUUCCCCCAGCUCCGCCUCCUCACCUUGUUCCUCAACGCCACCAUGAUGGAGGAGAGGCUGAUGUGUGCUAAAAGCAACCAGGACGGACACUUCAAACGCUCUGGGGGGGCCCAGCGACCUUCCUUCGACCCCUUUACCGCAGAGAUGAGGAGCACCAUCGAUUCCUACAUCCUCACGGUGGACCAGGCCCUGAGGGACAGGAACUACAACGGCCUGCCACACAAAUACUAACCCAGAUGAUCACCAGCUCAUCCACACUACAGCCCGAAAGGACAUGACAAUAAAUGAAGUGGGAAGGUGCAAUCUCUGCCACCACUCCAAGGGGAGUUGUCCAGCCAACUAAUUAGCAUGGUUGGGUGAAGGUUUUUAGAUGUGUUGAAGAAUUCUGUCAGCUACAAAACAUUUCCAGAAGAGUGGCUCAGAGGGAAAGUGACUGUAUGAACACACCAAUGAUGCACUUGACAUUGCCAACCCACUGUGAAUGGCUGUAACAUCGAGUUAGACUUUAGUGUGAACUGUCAGUUUCACUGGGAUGAAAACAUUGCUGAACAUUACAGCUCCUGCUGAAGGUGACACAUUCCCCUUUUUACUGCAGGCAUAUGGAGUAUGGAACAAUUGCCUGUCUGCACAAACAAUUCAAUCAAGCAUUGUAGACUGUGAGGCCUUUAGCUUGUAUUGGAAUCCUUAGGUCGUUUGAAUUUGUUUGGGAUUUUUGUCAUGUUUAAUAUCAGUUUUACUGAUAAACAGAAAACAUGCCAUCCAGCAAUGUAAUCUGGUUGUUGUAUUGGACUUUUGCUAAUUAAAUGUCCUAUGUUUAGCUCUAUUGUCAGGUUUUUCAUUAUUGGUUGAAUGAUUGACUCAUGGUUGACUCAUAUCUUGUUGUGGUAGUCAGUGGGUAGUGAAACUGAGGUAUCUGGUCUUAAGCAGGCUUUUUUGUUUGUUUGUAGUUGUAUCAGUUUGUAAGUGGCUUCCAUUUCUCUGAGAGACGUAAAGUGACAUUGUACUGGGUAAACAGCCCAUUCGUAGCAUUGUGUACCAUAUCUUGUACAAAUUGUGGCUGGUCUAAUAGCUUUGGUCUAAUUUGGUCUAGUAGCUUUCCCGUGUUUAUAGGGGAAAGUGUACCACUUGAGAAUAGAAUAUGGACACUUGAGUGCAAGAUAUUUUACCAAAUUAUAAUUUUUAAUUGCAUGCUUAAUGUUCAGUCUGUUACUGCAAACAACAAGUCAACACAUUGGGAAGAUAAUGGCCAGAAAGGUAUUUGAAGAUAGACAAACAAACAAUUGGUCAUAUUAAUGAAUCUAAAAGCUGGAUCCAUGCACAGACAGACGGCAGCACUGGCAUCUGUUUAUGUAGAUUAGCGGCAUAGUUGUGGAACAAAACAAACACAGACUAAUUAUAAAAUAAAUAUGGUGCAACUCUCUGGCUGUCUGCCAUUGUGUUUGGCUGAUGACAGAAUAUAAAGAAUUUCACACAAAGACAACGGAAAA
Messenger RNA from Oncorhynchus kisutch (coho salmon), 3510 nucleotides. Its product is annotated as WSC domain-containing protein 1-like. The transcript is spliced from 9 exons. NCBI's taxonomy places the organism in Eukaryota, Metazoa, Chordata, Actinopteri, Salmoniformes, Salmonidae. Bases 503 to 2254 code for a protein of 583 amino acids. The record is from RefSeq and is a predicted model, not a curated record.